Messenger RNA from Cavenderia fasciculata, 681 nucleotides. RefSeq lists its product as uncharacterized. The transcript has a single exon. The record is from RefSeq and is a predicted model, not a curated record. Lineage: Eukaryota; Evosea; Eumycetozoa; Acytosteliales; Cavenderiaceae. The coding region runs from base 1 to 681 and encodes 226 amino acids.
AUGACAAAUAACAAACAAGAAGAAGAAGGAAGAACCAAAAUAUUGGUAGAUUCAGAGGAACUGAAAGCAUUGACACAAGAAAGAGAUGUGGAACAUCAAAGAGUUCAUUAUUUGCUCUUUCAUAAAUUCGAAUCGAUCACUGAUACAUUGAUAAAGGGUGCAGCUGUUGGAGCAGGUGUUGGUGUGGCUGUUGGUUUAUUGACACCUCUUGCCAUUAGAAACACUGAUCGUGUCACUUCACUGUUAAAGUCGGUGGUCAAUUUCUCAUUCAUCGGUGUUGUCUACCAAGGCACUUCAUAUGCACUCGAUCGUUCUAUUGCCGUUCAACCAGUGGCAAACUCUUUUAUAUCGGGUGGUGUAUCAUGUGCUGCCGCCUCAAUGAUAUUGACAGGUGGUGCUGCCAGUGGACUUCGAGGUGGAUUCAUUGGAUCUCUCAUGUUUGGUGCUGCCACUCUAACCAAACGAUUCAUCAAUCAUGACAAUACCCGUACCCUUAGAGACGACAAGGAUAAAUUGGGUGAAAUUAAAUAUAUCCUUUCAAGACAUGUAAUCAAUCUAUCACCAGAAGAGAAAACUUUACUCCAUCAAUUAUCUUCAACUGUUCAUAAACAUCAUCACAAAUCAACCGCGUCACCAACUAAUAAUAAUAAUAAAAAAGAGGAAGAAGAAGAUUCCAAAUAA